GGGGCGGGGCAGGGGCCCUGGCACCAAAUGCUGAUAACUAGAAGUAGAUUUACAUGCUCUGGAAGAGACACCCCUCUCCCCAUCCCUUGAGCUCCCUUAGUACUUACUGAGGGAAGAGGUAUUUUCAGUCCCCAGAUUUCUGGGCGUUGUGCAAGUCAUCUUUACCACCUGCUCCCUCCAUACUACAUAGCUACUAGGUGAAAAAAAUUCCUCCCUCAGGCAGAGAAGGAGACACUCCUUCCCUAGCUGUUCCCCAGACCCAGCCAUAGAGUAAGUGGGGAGUUUCCACAAGAAAGAGAGGUAGUCCCCUAGACAGAAAUAAGCUGGACUCCAUCCCCCCCACCCCGAUACUUACCUAGUGAUUUUAAUUAUUUAUGUCUGGUCAGCAGACAGCAGAGAAAGAAAAACAGGCACAGAUUUAGUUACUCUCCCUAUCCAGUUGCUGCUGACUGCUGGAGAUAAAGGUAAUUUCCAGUACUGAUCUGGUCCUCCUUCAUCCCAAAGAAGAUACCUCAUAUCCUAAACCAAGAGGGUUUUCUCCAAAUAACCUGUGCAAGGAGAGAAGACACGCCUCCCAAUUACAAGGGAGGAAAAAGAACAGAUUUUGCUGAUAAUAUCCAGAGUUAGCAAGAAUUCUUUCAGAGAUUUGCCCAAUCUUAAGGACAAGGUGUACCUGCAAGAAAGAGAACAGAGACUUCCAGGUAGGGAGACUGUGCUCUCUCAAUCUGACAAUCAGUGAAGAGAAGAAAAUACUAUCUUCCAGGGAAACUCCCCAUUAGCAGUUAGCUGCCAAAAAAGAGAGAGCAUCUCCAUCCUAGGAUAAAACUAGCAGUUUUAGGGGACUGACAAGCCCAAGCUGGUUAUUUUAGCACUCAAGAUUCUGAUUUCAUCCACAAUUCCCUCGCCCUCAAAAUCUUUCUUGAAGAAGCUCGUGGAGUAUCUGACAGCAACAUCGACAUUCUGAGGAUGGGGCUCACAGGAUUGUGAAGGGCAGCACCCCAGAAACCAGCCCUGAAGAUCCAGCUCCCUCCAGAAAAUCAUCCAGAAUACUCCAGCUUCCACCAUCAUGGCCUCUGACCUGGAAAGCAGCCUCACUUCCAUAGACUGGCUCCCACAGCUUACUUUAAGGGCUACUAUUGAAAAGCUAGGGGGGUCCUCACAAGCAGGACCACCAGGGGCUGCCCGAAAGUGUCCCCCAGGCUCACCAACAGAUCCCAAUGCCACCUUGAGUAAAGACGAGGCUGCAGUGCACCAAGAUGGGAAGCCACGUUACAGCUAUGCCACUCUGAUCACAUAUGCCAUCAAUUCAUCACCUGCCAAGAAGAUGACACUCAGUGAGAUCUACCGUUGGAUCUGUGACAACUUUCCAUACUAUAAAAAUGCUGGGAUUGGUUGGAAGAACUCUAUUCGUCACAACCUCUCUCUGAAUAAAUGUUUUCGGAAGGUGCCUCGACCGAGGGAUGAUCCUGGGAAGGGUUCAUACUGGACCAUAGAUACCUGUCCAGAUAUAUCUCGUAAGAGGCGGCAUCCUCCAGAUGAUGAUAUACCGCAAGACUCCCCAGAGCAAGAGGCAAGUAAGAGCCCUCGAGGGGCUGUUCCAGUCAGCACAGAAGCCUCUUUGCCACCUGAGGCCACUUCUCAGUUAUCACUCCAGAGCACCACCCCCAUUGCCAACUACAGUCAGCAGGGUACAGGGCCUGUUGAUGUAGCCUCUACAGUAGCAGGUGGGCAAGGCCGUGAAGGGGCCGAUGUGCCACCUCCGCUCUACAGUGCCAACCACGAUUUCAAGUUCUCCUACUCUGAGAUCAACUUCCAGGAUCUUAGCUGGUCCUUCCGAAAUCUCUACAAAUCCAUGCUGGAGAAAUCAUCAUCUUCUCAGCACGGUUUCUCUUCUCUCCUUGGUGACAUGCAGCCCUCCAACCACAACUACUACAUGUACCAGCAGCAGCAGCAGGGCCCCUCAUCAGUGGGUGGUGGUCCCCCACUCCAUACCCCGACCCCAGAGGGUUGCCCAUCCCAAGGAGGAAAGCAGCAGGGUGGUGAAGGUUAUGGCCCUCCACCAGUGAUGUCCAUGCACCCACCCCCAAUGCAGCAUGGAGGCUACCACCAGCAUCAACAACACCACCCUCAUUCCCACCCACAGCAGCAGCCACAUCAGCACCAGCAACAACAGCAGUCACAAGCUUCAAUCAACAAUGCUGGCUUUGCAUUUCCCCCUGAUUGGUGCUCCAACAUUGAUUCCCUGAAAGAAAGCUUCAAGAUGGUAAACCGACUGAACUGGUCUAGCAUUGAGCACUCCCAGUUCUCAGAACUGAUGGAGAGUCUGCGCCAGGCUGAGCGGAAGAACUGGACGCUGGAUCAACACCAUAUUGCCAACCUCUGCGACUCCCUCAAUCAUUUCCUUACCCAGACUGGUCAGCUUCCUCAUCUGGUCGGCCCACAGCAGCCCCCCCGAAUCUCUGAUUCUUGUGCCCUGAACAGUGGCAAGCAGGAGCAGUCCAUGAACCAAGUGAACUCCUAUGGUCAGCCCCAGCCUCCCCAUCUCUUCUCCGGGCCAUCCCCUAUGUACCAGAUUUCCACCCAGGACUCUCCAGGAUAUAAUCGUCCAGCUCACCAUCUGGUCCCUCGGCCUCCAGGACCACCUCCAGGUGCCAAUGAGGAAAUCCCCGAUGAUUUCGACUGGGACUUGAUCACCUAGCGAGCUACAGACUUGAGAGCCCGUCCUUCAUGAAGGACAUGGGAGGGAAGGGGGACAUGGGGUGAAUGGUGUCAGCACCACCUUCCUCAGCCUCCCUGCCUUGCCUGUAUAUAGAUAUAUAUUCUCUAACUCUGCCAGAGAAGCCACCGCAAGAUGCUGCCGAAGAUAAUCCUUCCUUGCGUCCUGUUUAUCUUUUUUCUUCUUUUGUUUAUUAUUAUUAUUAUUAUUAUUAUUAUUACCAGUAAUUGAGCACAGCCCUCCCCCUCCUCUGGUGGCCUCAAACGCAUCAGAUCAGCUCUUUCAUGUUGCGUGGUGCCCUGUGGAGGGUGGAGCAAUGGCUCCUUGGUGCCAUGAAAAGACCUCGGAAGGCUGAAUCCUCGAGUGCAUCUUUCUCUGCCUCCAUCGUUUUGCGUUUAACAAUUCCUCUUUCCCUUCAAGGUGGCUGGUGAAUCUGUUGUAUUGGCUGCUGGAGUGAGGGAGCCUAGUGGACCCUGGAAGCCUGUAAUUAUGUUGUUUCUUAUAUGUUGUAAAAGUCAGGGGAUUAAAGGGACACUGGAGGGGUGAUCUUAGCUCUGUGAAUUUUCUUGUACUAACAGGAAAAAGCAAGAAAAGAAGUAGAGAUGCCAAAUACAAAGAGAGGGCAAUCUCUGAGGUAGGGAGAGCUGGACUGUGCUGGGAGUGUGGAGAAAAGAGAAUCUAUAGCAGAGAGGACAUUUCAGCAUAGAUGGGUUUCAGAAUGCAGUGCCAUUUAUGAGAACCUAAAGAGAUUUUGAGGGAAUCCUGAUCUGUUUUCUACACUGCCUUUUGCAUUUCCAGGCAAGUGAAGCCUAUGUACCUAUCAAGUAAGAGAAGCUCAGCAGGUGUCUUUUGCACCACCAUUUGGGGGAGGUCAUAUGUGAUUCAUCAAAUUCUGUUCCCCAGAGCUUUUAAUUUUACCUCAACCCCUUCAAGCUCUCCUUCAAAAUAGGCAGUGAGGCUUUCCAUCUGCAUAUGCAAAUCAGGAAGUUCUCUCAUACCAUCAGUAUUUGUUCGAUUAUUAUUUGACCGUCUCCCUCUCUUAUUUCUUUGGAGACUGUCCUUGCCUCUGGUUUGAGAACGCCAGCAACAGUCUUGUCUGUGUAGAUAUAAAUUCUCAGUUAUUGGUACCCAUUUGGUGAAUGGGCUAAAGAUGGAAAGAGGAAGCUGCUACUCAGAAUGGAGAUGAAUUAGGGGACUUCUUGUCAAGGGGCUGGAGCCCUCCAGUCAAGUUAGUGGGAGGCCCUCACAAGUGAUAUGUUUGUAAGAGAUGCACUAGACGAGAGAAGAAAAGUGGGGGAGAUUCUUAAACUGAACAGCAAAGGAGUAAAAUACAAAGGGGAAGAGGGCGAAUCAGACCCCUUGCAGUUCAGCUGGGGAGAUGAUGGAAUAAAUUGUAAGUUCUUAAGGAUGGGUUCUUGUCAGCACUUGCAAAGCAGGAAGGUAAAAAAGGUGUGGGAGCAGGAGUGAGUGCGGAGAUGCUUCCUUCCCUAAGCUGCAUCCUCUGAUCCCGUUUUUCUGGUAUGGCUCUGCUCUAUCAAACCUCUUGUUUCCUCUUUAUAUUUUGUAAAGUCUCCCUCUGCCCUUAUUCCCUAUUUACUAGUGAAGAGAACCAAGAUGGAAGUAAAACAUCUCAUGGGGGCUUGACAUGCCUAGGGCAGGGGAGGUAGUUUAGCAUUGCUUUUUGAAUUCGCUGUAGGGAUAAACCAAUUGGAUCUUUGUCAGGGAAGUGGACAGAGUCUCAUUGGAUUGGGGGGGAGGGAGCAUUUGGGUUUAUUUUUUCUUUUUUUUUCUUUUUUUUUAAGUUGGGGGGGUAAGGAGUUCAUCAUGAGUGUUUCCAAGAGAAAUGAGGAGUCCUAGAGCCAGCUUCAGCAUGGAGUCAGCUGUUAUCUCUGCCGCUCAGGAUGCGAAUGAUACAACUUGGAAGCAUGUGUGAUUGGGUUUCUGUGGAACAUGGCACCAGAGAUAGCCUCUCCUAGGUGCCAAUUAGUGCUUUGCAGAGGAUGUUACUGAAAGCCAGCCCUGUGGGAGACUGAAAACACCACCUGGAAGAAAAACAAACCAAGAUGGCUCUUUCUGCAUAGCCAAGUGCUCCUCAUUUGCAUAUUUGCCUCAUUUGCAUAUUCAGUUGUGCCUCGUUUGCAUAUGUAAAUAUAUGCCGGUCAGUGUGCAAAUUAGCCUCGUUCCUCUGCCCUUGAAAUAAUUGCGCAUGGUUAGAAUGUGGGAAGGCAUCCGUUUGGACAUGUGGAGCUCUGCACUGCAAGCUGGUAACAGCCUGCUGAGAGCAAAGGGAUGUGGCCUGUGGAGAUAGGCCUGCCAAUGUUCCUGUGUGCCCUUCCACUGUGGUGUGGCCCACAACGCUUUGUGUCAGUGGUCAGGGAGAGAGGGGCGUGGUCUCACGAGUUUAUUUUUGUGCAUGCUUUCUUAAUAAAAAGAAAAAGUGAAUGUUUAUGGUUUAA
Rhea pennata is the source of this 5172-nucleotide messenger RNA. It is a transcript of the gene FOXJ2, whose product is annotated as forkhead box J2. Lineage: Eukaryota; Metazoa; Chordata; Aves; Rheiformes; Rheidae. Gene Ontology annotation, cellular component: nucleus. Gene Ontology annotation, molecular function: DNA-binding transcription factor activity, RNA polymerase II-specific; RNA polymerase II cis-regulatory region sequence-specific DNA binding. The record is from RefSeq and is a predicted model, not a curated record. The transcript has 11 exons. Gene Ontology annotation, biological process: regulation of transcription by RNA polymerase II. The coding region runs from base 1067 to 2698 and encodes 543 amino acids.